AUCGCGUCCUGCAUCGACCCAUCUGCUGGUCUGACAGAGGAGCAGAAGGAAUUCCAAAAAGUGGCCCUUGAUUUUGCUACCAAAGAGAUGGCUCCUCACAUGGCUGAGUGGGAUGAAAAGGAAAUAUUCCCUGUGGAAACAAUGCGAAAGGCAGCCCAGCUGGGAUUUGGUGGCAUCUACGUGAAACCAGAUGUGGGUGGCUCCGGAUUGUCACGUCUUGAUACCUCCAUCAUCUUUGAAGCCUUAUCAACAGGAUGUACCAGCACCACUGCUUACAUGAGCAUCCACAACAUGUGUGCUUGGAUGAUUGAUACCUUUGGCAAUGAGGAACAGAGGCACAGGUUCUGUCCAUCACUCUGUAGCAUGGAAAAAUUUGCUUCUUACUGCCUUACUGAGCCAGGAAGUGGAAGUGAUGCAGCUUCCCUGCUGACUUCAGCUAAGAGAAAAGGGGACACCUAUGUCCUGAAUGGCUCCAAGGCUUUCAUCAGUGGAGGCGGUGACACGGAUGUGUACGUGGUUAUGUGUCGCACAGGAGGCCCAGGCCCCAAGGGCAUCUCCUGUGUGGUGCUGGAGAAGGGGACACCAGGCCUCAGCUUUGGCAAGAAAGAGAAGAAGGUGGGGUGGAACUCCCAGCCAACUCGGGCUGUGAUUUUUGAGGACUGUGUUGUUCCUGUUGGCAACCGGCUGGGAGCUGAAGGGCAGGGCUUCAACAUUGCCAUGAAGGGACUGAAUGGAGGCAGGAUAAACAUUGCUUCUUGCUCAUUAGGAGCUGCUCACGCCUCUGUUCUUCUGGCUCAGGAACAUCUCACUGUCCGCAAACAGUUUGGGGAACCCCUAGCAAGCAACCAGUACCUGCAGUUCAGGCUGGCGGAGAUGGCGACGCGCCUGGUGGCAGCGCGGCUCAUGGUGCGCAACGCUGCACGGGCUCUGCAGGACGGACGGGAGGACGCAGCCGUGCUGUGCUCCAUGGCCAAGCUGUUUGCUACUGAUGAGUGCUUUGCGAUCUGUAACCAGGCUCUCCAGAUGCACGGGGGCUAUGGCUACCUGAAGGAUUAUGCGGUGCAGCAGUUUGUGCGAGACAUCAGAGUCCACCAGAUCCUGGAAGGUACCAACGAGGUGAUGCGGAUGAUUGUGGCCAGGAACCUGUUACAGGGGUGAAGCCAGGAGCAAAAUCCCUCCGUGGAAACAGCCCGCCUGCCUUACAGCUGGGCAGCACCCACACAGCCACAGCUGUGCCCUGAGCCUGGCGUUGUGCUGUGCAGCCUGAAGAUGUCAAUCACAGCUCCGAACAAGAGCCUCUGUCCCCAGAUUGUGGCUGUGGGCUGCCUGCCAUCCAUCCUCCAUGGAAGGAGAUCCCGAGUUGGGACACAGGAGCCGCAGGCAGAGCUGGAGGCGCAGCCUGACCGCUUGGAACCAUUCUACCAAUUAAACCUUAAUUCAAAGGAACUAAUCGCUCUGCUUAAAAACCCAUCCUGGAUGCGAGGGGCAGCGCUGCACACCAGCUAACCACGAGCACAGCCCUCUGACCCGCAGAAGCAGCGGUUAUGGAGGAGCUCCCGUUGCUCUGCAGCGCUCCUUGCAUCCCUGCACUGCUCUGCAGCCCAGCACGCAGCUCUCGGAUCGGAGCUCCGGCUGCGGGAGCACACACGUUAGCAAAUCCAAUUUCUUCCUCGCAGUUGGAAUCAGUAAAGCUGUGAUUGUAAAUUGA
Messenger RNA from Meleagris gallopavo (turkey), 1708 nucleotides. RefSeq names its product acyl-CoA dehydrogenase family member 8 (gene ACAD8). The record is from RefSeq and is a predicted model, not a curated record. Gene Ontology annotation, cellular component: mitochondrion. Gene Ontology annotation, biological process: lipid metabolic process. NCBI's taxonomy places the organism in Eukaryota, Metazoa, Chordata, Aves, Galliformes, Phasianidae. Gene Ontology annotation, molecular function: acyl-CoA dehydrogenase activity; flavin adenine dinucleotide binding.